AUGCCAAAGGGCUCCCAACUCACACAGCUCAAGUCUGCCCUCUCCCAGGCAGGCCUCACGAAACAGCAGCAGCAGCAGUCUGGAAAGAAACGCAAGCGCGCCCAGUCGGAGGAAAAGGACAGGGAAAAGCGCGCCGCCAAGCUCCAGGAUAUCCAGCAAAAAUUCAACCCGUUCGACGUCAAGGUCACCAAGCUCAAGCACGACGUCGGCGGGCGCAAGCUCAAGGGCGUCGUCGGAAAGCCUGCGCAGAGCAAGCAGGCUGGCAUCGACCAGCGCAAAAAAACUCUGCUCAAGGAGUUUGAGGAGAAAGAUAGGGUCGGCGGGAUCGUGGACAGGCGGUUUGGAGAGAAUGAUCCGACGAUGACACCCGAGGAGCGCAUGCUCGAGCGCUUCACGCGCGAGAGGCAGCGCACGUCCAGGGGCGUCGCGUUCAAUCUCGAGGACGAGGGCGAGCUCACCCAUUACGGGCAGAGCCUCUCCAAGCUCGAUGAUUUUGACAACGUGGGGCUCAACCUCGACGACGAAGAAGAGGAUGAAAGAGGUCACAUUGACAGUGAGACGGUGAAGAGAGUGCAUUUCGGUGGGUUCGAUGAUGAGGAGGAGGGAGGCGACGACGAAGACGAGCCCGCGCGCAAGAAAUCAAAAGCCGAGGUCAUGGCGGAGGUCAUGGCCAAAAGCAAAGAACACAAACUCCAACGCCAAAUGGACCGAGAAAAGGACGACAACAUCCGCCACGAGCUCGAUCUAGAGCUCGAUUCCAUCCGGUCCCUCCUCGCCGCGCCCGAUCCCUUGUCGGCGUCCCUCGCGAAAGCGGACGCUGGGCCUCUCGCCGUGCCCAAGACGGACGCCGACCGAGCGUACGACCAGUUCGUGCGCGAGUUCGCGUUCGACAAGCGCGCGCGGCCGAAGGACCGGACUAAGACAGAGGAGGAGCUGGCUCUGGAGGAGAAGGAGGCGCUGGAGAAGGCGGAGCGGAAGCGCAUCCGGCGGAUGAAUGGGGAGGAGGAGGGGAGCGACGAGGAGGGCCCGAGUCUCGGGAAGCGGAAAAGGAAGGGAGGCGGGAAGUCUGCGGACGAUUUGGAGGACGAUUUCUAUGAUGAGGAUAAAGAUUGGGGUGCAUUGGGGGCUGGUUUAGAGGGCGUGAAUGAGGGCGGUGAGGACCAGGAUGAGGACGAGGAGGAUGAGGACGAGGAUGAGGAGGAAGAAGGCGAAGGCGAGGACGAAGACGAAGACUCAGAGACCGGAGGUGAUGGCGAGGAUAGUGAAGAAGACGUGGAGGAGGCAGAAGGGUCUGAAAAGACGGCGGACGACUUUGUAUCGUCGAAAAAACGUCCCGCACCGAGAGUGAAGGUAAAGGAGCUCCCGUUCACUUUUCCUUGUCCGGCCACGCACGAAGAGCUUCUCAACGUCGUUGAGGGCUUCGAGGACAAGGACAUCCCCACCAUCGUUCAGCGCAUACGGACAUUGCACCAUCCAAGCCUUGGCGAAGACAACAAGUUCAAGCUUCAGGCAUUGGCAGGCGUUCUCAUUGACUACAUCCUCUACAUCACGGCGCCGCCGGCCCCUCGCUUUACCCUCCUUACUUCUCUCCUCCCCCAUCUCUUCGCGCUCACAAAAUCAUACCCUAUACAAUCGGCAGAGUACUUCCUUGCGAAGCUCUCUCUGAUGCAGAAAAAUCUCAAACGAGGACUCUCUCGCGGAGCAACCGAACCCGACGCGAGGACGUGGCCGGGUAUUCCAGAGCUGGCCUUGCUCCGUAUCAUAGGGUCUGUGUGGUCGGCCAGCGACAUGAAUCACCACGUCGUGUCGCCCGCCCGACUGCUCAUGGGCUCGUAUCUCGGACUCUGCCGCGUCCGAUCGUUACAGGACAUCGCGAGCGGCCUCUUUCUGUGCACGCUGUUCUUACAGUACGAAGAGCUGUCGAAGCGGUUUGUCCCGGAGGCGCUCAACUUCACUGUGAACGCCGUGCUGCACCUCGCCCCGCACGGGUUCAAAGACGUAGCAAAGCUGCCCGGGUCGUUUCCCUCUCCGGACUUCGGGUCGCAGCGCUGUAAAUCUCUGUCUAUAGACGCCAAACAAGCAAAGAAGCUGUCGAUCGGCUCGCCUGAUCUGUCGAAGAUCCUUGGGGAGCAGAGGCAGGACGAGCAGACCAAGGUGAACCUGUUGGGCCUCUCGAUCGAGCUUCUGAGUCGGUUUGCGGACAUGUACAAGGGCCUGGACGCGUUCAUCGAGUUGUAUCAGCCGGUCCUCAGUGUCCUAGAGGGCGUCAAGCGAGAUAAACUCUCUGAUGAACUUCAGACACGUUUAUCGACAAUCACAGACGCUCUGACCCGGCUCCUCAAAUUCUCGCGCCAGGCCCGUCGCCCACUGCUCCUGCAAGCCCACAAGCGCAUCCCGAUCCCAUCGUACAUUCCAAAAUUCGAAUCGUCGUCAUCCUCAUACCUGCGCGCGCAGGACCCGGACCACGAGCGGAACGAGGCGUCGAAGCUGCGGAAGCAGUACAAGGAGGAGCGCAAGGGCGCGAUCCGCGAGCUGCGCAAGGACGCGCGGUUCCUCGCGGGCGUGGAGCAGAAGAAGCAGCAGGAGAAGGAUAAGGCAUAUUCGUUGCGCAUGAAGCACGUGUUUGGGUCCAUCGAGGGCGAGCGGGCGGAGGAGAAGGCGCUGGAGAGGGAGAAGGCGCGGGACAAGAGGCGGGCUGGGAAGAAAAAGUGAGGGGUUUGGUGUUCAGCGCGUGGUACCUAUCGUUGUCCAGGUUUUUGGUUGAAUUAUGCACUCCUGGAUGGCGGCGAAUUUGGUUUU
This is a messenger RNA of Heterobasidion irregulare TC 32-1, 2799 nucleotides long. RefSeq lists its product as uncharacterized. NCBI's taxonomy places the organism in Eukaryota, Fungi, Basidiomycota, Agaricomycetes, Russulales, Bondarzewiaceae. Gene Ontology annotation, cellular component: small-subunit processome; Noc4p-Nop14p complex; nucleolus. Gene Ontology annotation, biological process: maturation of SSU-rRNA. The transcript has 7 exons. The record is from RefSeq and is a predicted model, not a curated record. Bases 1 to 2712 code for a protein of 903 amino acids.